UAUUACUGCAAGACAUUGUGUAUAAUUACAUUUACAACUCAGGUUUUAUAAAGUAUAUGUUGUUACAUUCAACAUUAGAACUAAAACUAUAAGUACAGGUAAAUGCUAGCAACACACUCUCUAUCAUUACCAUGGUUGUUGGCGAUACAGAAACUAUGAUAUUAUAUAAGCAUAACAAUUGGAUUACUUUACUGCCUUAACUAAAAACCAUAUCUUAUAUGAUGGAGAAGUUGAAAAUUGGAAGCUCAAUAAGCAAGAUCAAGGUCAUCGGCGCAGUGCUGUCCAUCUCUGGAGCAUUAGUUGUUACCCUUUAUAAGGGUAGUUUUAUCAUCACCUUUCGAAUUCAACCAUCUUUGUUGGAUGAAACCAGUAACUGGGUCAUUGGGGGUCUCGUAUUUGCCAUUGCCUCUGUUUCUUUUGCAGCCUGGAAUAUUACUCAGGCAGUAAUUCUGAAAGAAUAUUCAUCUCAAUCAACCAUAAUAGCCUACUAUUGCCUGUUUGGAACCAUCCAAAGUGAAAUACUUUCUCUCUUUGUAGUCAGAGAUUCAAAUGUAUGGAAAAUAAGCCCCAACGAUAAGCUCAUCUGUAUAUUCUAUUCAGCUAUUGCAGGAAGCGCGGUGACAUUUUCUGUAACGGCAUGGUGCAUAAAAAGGAAAGGACCUGUAUUUGUUAGCAUGUUCAAGCCUGCAGGGAUUGCUAUUGCUGCCUUUUCGAGUGUUGUCUUCCUUUGUGAAACACUCCAUUUUGGCAGUGAUAAUCGCCAUCGGACUGUACACAUUAUUGUGGGCACAAUCAAAAGAGGAAAACGCAGAAGACCUCCAAGUUGAUAGAAAAUCAUCCCCAUCUGCCCAAGCGAGUCCUCUAUUAGAGUCCCACCAAAGAAACGUUUUAGCAUAACCAAACGGAUGACUACGUUCAUCUUGGCCAAUUUUAUUCAAGUAACAGACACCAAUGUGGUGAAAGAAUCUUUAUUUUUCUGAAAAACUUUGUUGCCAAUCUAUAGUUCUGUUUUGCACUGCCUGCUCUGGUAUAUAUCACAUAGGUGAAAAUAAUAGAAACUCUUUACAUUGCUCAGUUCCCUCAAAA
Molecule: messenger RNA, 1086 nt
Organism: Glycine soja
Lineage: Eukaryota; Viridiplantae; Streptophyta; Magnoliopsida; Fabales; Fabaceae
Product: WAT1-related protein At4g15540-like
Exons: 4
Coding region: 219-827 (202 amino acids)
Cellular component (GO): plasma membrane
Molecular function (GO): transmembrane transporter activity
Source: RefSeq, a predicted model, not a curated record